This is a messenger RNA of Coniosporium apollinis CBS 100218, 900 nucleotides long. RefSeq lists its product as uncharacterized. Gene Ontology annotation, cellular component: nucleus; mediator complex. Gene Ontology annotation, molecular function: cyclin-dependent protein serine/threonine kinase regulator activity. The record is from RefSeq and is a predicted model, not a curated record. The coding region runs from base 1 to 900 and encodes 299 amino acids. The transcript has 3 exons. Gene Ontology annotation, biological process: positive regulation of transcription by RNA polymerase II. NCBI's taxonomy places the organism in Eukaryota, Fungi, Ascomycota, Dothideomycetes.
AUGUCAGCCAGCUAUUGGAGCUCAACCCAACGCCGAUACUGGACAUUCACGAAGCCAGAACUUGCUGAGUUGAGACGCAAGCUUGACGAGCAAGAGCGGGGUUUGAUCACACAGUACCCUUUGCCGGAGCGGCGGCUGUUGAACAUCUACUUCAAUCUUCAAAUUGCUAAAAUAGGACGGCGCUUGCAAUCACCGGUAGUCCGGCAGCAAUGUCUUGCCACGGCGCAGGUGUAUGUUCGCCGCUUCUAUACAAAAGUCGAGAUACGCCGUACGAAUCCGUACCUGGUCUUAGCCACGGCACUCUACUUGGCCUGCAAGGUUGAGGAGCAGCCGCAGCACAUCCGUCACGUUCUUGGAGAGGCUUGUCAUGUGUGGCCUGACUUCAACCUGUCCGACAUCUCCAAGAUCGGCGAGUGCGAGUUUACGCUCAUAUCGGAGAUGAACUCACAGCUCAUCAUUCAUCAUCCCUACCGGAGCUUAGCAGAUUUGCAGAACAGCUUCCCGCUGGCGCAAGAUGAGAGCGCUUUGGCCUGGUCAGUAAUCAACGAUAGCUUCCUGACCGACCUCCCACUGCUCCACCCACCGCACAUCAUCGCGGUCACUGCCAUGUUCUUGGCAGUCGUGCUCAAGCCGAGUCAAAGCACCCUGCAGGUGAAUGCAGCAGGCGUCUCGGGUGCCUUGCAGGCUCUGAGCAAUCCACAGGCCGCGGCAACUCCUGCCGCCUCAAGCCGAAUGCGCAAGUUUGUAGACUGGCUAGCAGAUAGCAGCGUAGACAUGGAGGCAGUCGUCGACUGCACGCAGGAGCUGAUAUCUUUGUAUGAGCUGUGGGAGACGUAUAACGAGAAGGUCUGCAAGGAGCAGAUAGCGCGGUUUAUGAAGGCGAGAGGCCUGGACAAGUGA